This is a messenger RNA of Oldenlandia corymbosa var. corymbosa, 1516 nucleotides long. NCBI's taxonomy places the organism in Eukaryota, Viridiplantae, Streptophyta, Magnoliopsida, Gentianales, Rubiaceae. The record is from the annotation of a GenBank genome assembly.
AACGAAAGAAGGCCAGAAAACAAAAAUUUGUGGAUACCCCUUUACCAUCCAAUUCUCUCAGAAAAUGCUUCUGAAUUUUGGCUGGAAAUAUCCUCAAACCCAUUUCAAUAUCUAGCAAGCAUGCAUUAUGGAUUAGCAUAAUCUUAUGAUUAACAUCAAGGACUUAUUUUGCUGAGAAUUUCAAUUUCAGUAAUGGCGACUUUAACUCCAUUAUCUCUUUGCAGUUCUGCUUCUUCACUUGCCCAUUCACCAAAAAGAACUUGUAUUCCCCUUCCAUUUCCAUACCUGGGGUCUCUCAAUUUACGAUUAUUCAAUCUUAAAGAUGGCCCGGCAAGGAAAAAUUCAGGUCGUAGUAGUCGUAGGUUUUGUGUAUUGGCUGUAACUGAAGGUUCUGCCAAGAAAAAUUCAAGCAAGUCAUUUGAAGAGGAUGACCCUUCAGUUCCUUCUUGGGCUAAGCCCGACUCGGAUGAAUUGCCACCAUGGGCUCGUAAUGAGUCCCAGAAUGAAUCUUCUGGCUUACAAGUUCCCUAUGGUGUCUACUUGCUUGCCUCAGCCAUCACUGCCAUUGCUGCGAUUGGCUCUGUUUUUGAGUAUAUAAACCAAAAACCCGUAUUUGGAGUUGUGGCUUCGGACAGUAUCUUUUAUGCUCCAUUGCUUGGUUUUUUCGCAUUCACGGGCAUCCCCACUUCGGCAUUUCUUUGGUUUAAAUCAGUCCAAGUUGCUAACAAGGAGGCAGAGGAGCAGGAUCGCCGGGAUGGAUAUCUUUAGGAUUUUCUGCAUUCCAGUUGUGUGUCUGAAAUCUUGAUUGCACACCACUGCUGGAAAGGUUAGUCUGUGAAGGCCAUGGAUACAUUGGGCUUCAUUUUGCUUGCAUAGUGAUUAUGUGGAUGAUUCAUUUUAAACCAUGUCGAAGAUGGUGCUGUGUGGUGACUACUGAUUACAUACGGAGCUUGAAUAUAAAGCUCCAAAUCUUGCUUUAAGAUCCAGACUUUCUGUGGGUUGGUUGGUUCUCUUAUGCUCAUACAAAAUGGCUGCAUUCGUUUCUCCUCCUCUGUUACGUAGCAACAAUUUUUCUCACGGCAUAGCUAGUUGUUGUGUUCAUUCUGUAGUGAUGUAAUGGAAGAUUAAAGUUCCAAGUUACUUAAACUUCUGCAGAAGUGGAUAGCUUAUACAGUUCUUUCCUCUCACAGUCAAACCACUUUCAGUUAAAGCUCUCUUUGUUUGAAGUGGAUUAUUGCUAUUUAUUAGGUUAACGACUGUACCAAGAUCUUUUUGGUCAACAUAGUUCUUUUACAAAUACAAGUCUCCAUGCAGGUUUGUAUAUCAGAAUUACUUGUGGUGUUGAUAAAAUAUUGUUUCUCUCAGAACUAAGGUGGUUUUGUUGAGCUACUAAUAUUAACUGUAGCUGUAAGUUCAGUCACUUGAGCUACUAAUAUUAACUGCUCUAAACAUCUGUAAACACAAAUUCUGAAGUUUAUGGAGUUGUGUUAUACUAAACUAGUAACAAUUGAAUGGC